Molecule: messenger RNA, 1401 nt
Organism: Penicillium antarcticum
Lineage: Eukaryota; Fungi; Ascomycota; Eurotiomycetes; Eurotiales; Aspergillaceae
Product: UDP-N-acetylglucosamine--dolichyl-phosphate N-acetylglucosaminephosphotransferase
Exons: 3
Coding region: 1-1401 (466 amino acids)
Biological process (GO): dolichol-linked oligosaccharide biosynthetic process; protein N-linked glycosylation
Cellular component (GO): membrane
Molecular function (GO): UDP-N-acetylglucosamine-dolichyl-phosphate N-acetylglucosaminephosphotransferase activity
Source: RefSeq, a predicted model, not a curated record
AUGUCUACCUCAAGUGCGCUGUCACGCACAGAGAAAUGGAGUCUACUAGCUCUUGUGGGGGCCGGUGUAUCGAUCCUGUACGCGACGUUCCAGGAUGAUGGUGCGCCUCUAAUGGCUUCAAUUGCUAUGGUUGGCAUUGUGUUUGCAGCGGCCUUCAGCUUGAUAAAAUGGCUUGGACCGGUGUUUCUGAAAGCAGGUCUAAAGGGAAAAGACAUGGCAAAGCCAAGACGGCCCGAGAUUCCUGAGACCAUGGGAGCAGUCUGCGCCGUGGUGUAUCUGAUGGCAUUGAUUAUUUUCAUUCCGUUUGCCUUCUACAAGGAUAUCGUGGCAGCCACAUCUGGCGGCGGAAACCGCGACGUUGUGAUUGAAACACAGCAUGUUGAAAACGGUCGAUACCUGCACCGUUUCCCGCAUGGAAAGCUCGCAUCUUAUCUCUCUGGUCUUUUGUCUUUGCAAUCUGUUGUGAUUCUCGGCAUCGGCGAUGACCUGUUCGAUAUUCGCUGGAGACACAAAGUCCUAAUCCCUGCUUUCUCCUCCAUCCCCAUGCUGAUAGUGUAUUUCGUUGACUUUGGCGUCACGCAAGUCGUCGUUCCGGUGCCGUUGCAACCCUACCUGGGUGACGUUGUUGAACUGGGAUGGCUGUACUACAUGUACAUGGCAGCCGUGGCAAUCUUCUGUCCAAAUUCCAUCAACAUGCUGGCAGGUAUCAAUGGUAUUGAGGUUGCCCAAUCACUGGUUAUUGCUGUUCAACUCUUGUUCAAUGAUGCAAUGUACCUGGCACCUGUUACGCCAUACCCGCACCCCGCCACCGACUCCCAUUUGUUGUCAAUUUACUUCUUGCUCCCAUUUAUUGGAGUCUCGGCAGCUCUUCUAUGUCACAAUUGGUAUCCAUCAAAGGUCUUUGUGGGAGAUACCUACUGCUACUUUGCCGGAAUGGUAUUUGCCGUGGUUGGUAUCUUAGGGCAUUUCAGCAAAACCUUAUUGCUGCUUUUUAUCCCACAAAUCUUCAACUUUUUGUACUCGACACCUCAGUUAUUCAAGCUGAUCCCCUGUCCUCGCCACCGACUUCCAAAAUUCAGCGCCUCCACUGGGCUCCUGGACGCUUCUGUCACAGAGUGGACCGAACCUCCCUCGCCUUUGGUCGAUGCUGGGCUGCGCCUCUUGCACACUCUAAAACUAGUGCGGGUCAUUGAAGAUGAGUCUGGCCGAAUUACGGAAUCAUCUAACCUCACCAUUCUGAACCUUUGGCUAGUAUGGAUGGGCCCUAUGAGAGAAGACCAACUGGCGUGGCAUAUGGUUGCAGUGCAAACUUUCUGCGGGAUGCUCGGUUUGUUUGUCCGACAUCGGCUUGCAUUACUCGUGUUCCACCACGACAACCGUGAAUUCGGUUUCAUCGCAUAG